Messenger RNA from Pochonia chlamydosporia 170, 279 nucleotides. RefSeq lists its product as hypothetical. The transcript has a single exon. Bases 1 to 279 code for a protein of 92 amino acids. The record is from RefSeq and is a predicted model, not a curated record. NCBI's taxonomy places the organism in Eukaryota, Fungi, Ascomycota, Sordariomycetes, Hypocreales, Clavicipitaceae.
AUGUUAUUCGAUACUCACGACACUGCCACCAGCAAGCACCACACAGCAUUGAACCAACAUGGCCGCGGCGAUGCACGGAGAAGGACAAUGCUCAGUGACUGCACAAUUGUAACAAUGCAUUUCGGCAUUCAGUUCCCAAGUUGUCAGCAGUCACAUCCGCCGUUCUGGCUUUGGACAUUCUCGCGUCUGGUCAUUGUAGCGCUUCUGUUGACAGUCCGUAUGUCGGUCUGGCUGCCCGCCCAGCGGCGUUUUUCCGCCUCCUCUGUGCAUGUAGCUUAA